This is a messenger RNA of Fusarium redolens, 1968 nucleotides long. RefSeq lists its product as uncharacterized. The record is from RefSeq and is a predicted model, not a curated record. The annotation marks the transcript as partial. NCBI's taxonomy places the organism in Eukaryota, Fungi, Ascomycota, Sordariomycetes, Hypocreales, Nectriaceae. The transcript has 4 exons.
CCUCCGCCGCCUCCGCCUCAUGGCGGAGUGCCAAAGGGUUCUGGCUUGCCUCCAGGAAAAUAUGACAUUUUUGUCAUUCCCGAGCACUCCUCUGGAGGUGGAUUCUUGUACCUACCGUCCAUGCAACCGAACGUAAAUAGUUUCGCGGCUGGCUUCGCUUCAGCUCUGAUCCUCGUCGUCCUUGGCCAGACUUUGGCUCCUGCUUUCCGUACGUGGUGGGAAGGCUUCCAUGGGUUAGGAAACAUGGCAAUAGCGAUGCUGGUUGUGGGUGUUGGCUUCGGUGCAUGGGCACUUGGUCGUUUCCAAAAUCAGGACAAGGGUUUCCCAGGUAGCGGAGGUGCAAACGCCGGAGCGCCCCCUCCCCCUCCUCCUCAUGGCACUCCUCCUCCACCACCACCUCAUCAUGAUACACCCCCAAGGCCACCGCCUCAUGAUGAUCCUCCAAGAGAUCCUCCAAGAGAGCCGUCACCUCCACCAAAACCUCGGGCUGAAACUCCCCCUCCUCCACCAAAGCCCAAGGCCAAACCGGAACCCAAGCCAGAGCCGGAACCCGAGCCUGAACCGGCCCCUGCAUCCAAAGCUGAAAAGUCUGAGCGUGAAAAGCAAAAGGGUUCAUGGGAAAAGGCGCGUGAGGAAAUGAGGAAGAAGGAAGAGGAGCGUAAAAUCAGGGAAGCCGAGCAAAAACGACGUGAGGAAGCCGCAAAGAGACUCGCUGAGCUGAGGGCGAAGGAUGCCAAGGAACGACAAGAAAGAGAGAAGGAGAGGCAGCGCAAAGAGCAAGAGGCGCGAGAUAAGAAGGAGCGCCUCGAAGCUGAGCAGCGAGCCAAGGAACUUGCCAUCAAGCUAGAAGAAGAGCGAAAAGAACGGGAACGCCUGGAGAAGGAGGCCAAGGAAGCCCAAAAGGCUGAAAAGGAACAGGCUGAAAGAGAAAGAGCUGCAAGGGAAACUGCAGAUCGACAGCGCAUGAGUUAUGCCUACUCAGGUGUUGGUGAGAAGAUCAGCAUGUGGCCAAACGGUCGCCCACCAGCUGCACCCAAGUCUACGACCUCUUCUGCUUCCAAGCCUCCUCCAAGCGCUGCUUCUUCUCAACGAAAGCCUGGUCCCGCUCCUUCUGCCGCCAAGUCCAACGUCUCUGGCGUCAGCACGGAGAACUCAUAUCGACCCUACGAUAAGCCCAAGCAACCGAAGCGUAGGGGCUCUGUCUCUUCGCUUGGCUCUGAAUCGUCGUGGGCUGCAUCGCAGACUACGGGUCGAACAACGCCGCCUCUUUCGACACGUGCUGGGCCCUAUUCAACCAAGGAUCCCGACAAGAUUGUCAUCUCAGGUGUUUACCUUUUCAUGAACCAGUUCUCCAAGACGCCCGCCAGUCAACUUAUCUCGGGUGUUGGAACUGUAACCGACGGACUCAUCCUCCGUGUGACAACCGAAGGCCUUUUUAUUGAUGAUGACGUCCGAAAUGUACCGCAGCGGGAAUGGGACGUCAAAACUUGGACGCUGAAACAAGUAGAGGUAUGGUGCCCCCCGCAUUGCUUGAAAUCGCCUGCUUCUUCCCCCGCCCCCGGUACCAAACCGAACCCCUUGCUUUACAAAAUGGCCUCGUCUCGAGCACGCGAUCGUGGAGCGACUCAACCUCUCGUAGGUGAAGAAGCCGACGUUUACCUGACCGAGAUGCUGCGCGCAUGCAAAACUUGUUGUCGUCUUGGUUUAUGCAAUCGUACAUUUCGAGAUACUAACAUUCCGUCUUCGACUGGCCAGACUGGAGAGUGGAAAUCUAAAGGCCUUCACCUACUACGGGCCACGAACCGAGAAGGAAAACGAUACCUAUUCGUCAUCGAUGAGUCGGAGAGUUGGAAGGUAUCUACCGGACUCCAGCGUCUUCGAAAGAGCCCUCUUGCCCAACAGCUUGCUGUCAGCGGCAUGGCAGCUUCGGAUGCUCGAGAAACCCUUGAGAUGCUGGGCUGGGCCUAA